UAAGAAAAGACGAAGAAAUGGAGAUAAAUGGUCAAAAGUAUUUUGACUACUUAGUAAGACUAUCUUUCUUCGAUGUGUUUAAAAAAGAUCAUGAUGGCACUAUUUUAUGUCAUAAAAUGCAUGAUAUAGUGCAUGAAUUCGCUCAGUUUAUCAGUAAAUUUGAGUGUUUAGCCACCGAAGUCAGUGGUCUUAAAGAUCCAUCCUCAAACACUGCUCACCAAGAAGUUCACCAUUUAAUGUUAAUGGUGAGGGAAGGAGCUCCACUUCCUAAAUCCUUAUGUGAUGUCAAAAAGUUGCGAAGCCUCAUAAUUCUGGGUAGAGUUACAGACCUCUCAUUGCUUCGUAAUGACCCAUUAAAGUUAUUUGAUCAACAGAUACCUUUAAGGGCAUUAGAUCUCAGUGCAAAGCGGCAGUAUGCGAAUUCAGUUAAAGAGAUUCCAAGAGAGAUAGGAAAAUUAUCACAUUUGAGAUAUCUUAAUUUGUCCCUUUUAAAUUUUGAAGAAUUGCCUGAGACAUUGUGUGAGUUAUAUGCUUUGCAAACUUUAGAGCUGAGUUGGUGUACCGAACUCAAGAAGUUACCUCAGGGGAUUGGAAAGUUAAUCAACUUGAGGCAUCUAGUAAACAAUGGAACUUCACUAGAGUACAUGCCAAAAGGAAUCGAGAAAUUAACUUGCCUUCAGACCUUAAGUGAGUUCUUUUUGGGUGGUGGCGGUGGCAGCGGCGAAGCAUGCACCCUAGAGUGUCUGGAAAACUUGAACCACCUCAGAGGGUCUCUCAGUUUAAAAAGGUUGGGAAAUGUGAAAGAUGUGAAUGAAGCCAAGAAAGCAAAACUGAAGACAAAGAAAAACCUCCUCUCUUUGCAUCUAAAUUUUGAAAAGGAGGAAAAAAAGAAGGUGAAUCAGGAAGAAGAAGAGAAGAGGAUCGAUAGUGACAAAAACAUUCUUGUAGCCUUGCAACCACCUUUUGAUAUAGAGGGGUUGGAGAUUCGAGGAUACAGAGGCCGUGACAUUUCUCUUGAUUGGAUCCUGCCAUUAACCAGAUUGAGGAUGUUGAAUCUCCAUGAUUGCAUAAAGUCUGAGCAUUUACCUGCUUUGGGAAGACUGCCAUCCCUUGAAUCACUCUCUAUAUGGAAUAUGCAGAGUGUGAAACGAGUUGGAAAUGAAUUUCUGGGAAUCGUAAUUGGCAACACAUUUGAUAUUGUCUUUCCGAAACUGGUUUCGCUCAAGUUUGUUGACAUGGAAGAAUGGGAAGAAUGGGAUCGAAUGCUUAUAGCUGUAUGGGAAGACUCGAUAAUCAUGCCAUGUCUUCGCUCGCUAUCAUUUGUACAUUGUCCGAAAUUAAGGAAAAUACCAGAGCGCAUUCUGCAGAAGACAACUUUGGAGGAAUUGAAUAUCAAUUACUGUUCUAUUCUAAAACAAUGUUACAGCCUGAGGACUGGAGAGGACUGGCACAAGAUCUCUCACAUCCCCAAUAUCAUGAUUGAUUUCGCAUAUGAGCAAAGAAACGGCCAUGGGAUUUUCAAAUAGCAACUGACGUUGUGACAGACUUACAGGCAUCAGUAGAAAAUUGUGCUAUAAAUGUCAACUUCUUUUGAAUCUGAUCUUUACAGCCCAGUUAAAGCAGAGACUUCUUGAACUAUAAUAGGCCAUCAUCAUCAAUAAGCAAAGG
Pistacia vera is the source of this 1668-nucleotide messenger RNA. RefSeq names its product putative disease resistance protein At3g14460. The transcript is spliced from 2 exons. The record is from RefSeq and is a predicted model, not a curated record. NCBI's taxonomy places the organism in Eukaryota, Viridiplantae, Streptophyta, Magnoliopsida, Sapindales, Anacardiaceae. The coding region runs from base 18 to 1526 and encodes 502 amino acids.